AUGGUUUCUCUCCAGCCCACCCUCACUGCCCUGCUCAAAUCCCUACCGCCUCCUCCCGUCAAACCGGAUGUCAUUAAAGACAAUAUACUAAAGGCUAUCAAGAGCGAGAAGCAGGUGAAGAUAUCGGCGGAGAAUAAACGGGUGCAGUGGGAGUACUUGUUGAAGAAUGAGAUAUUCAAGCUGGCUGAAACGGAGGGCAAGGCUUCGAAGGAGGAUGCUACGGCGUACUAUACCCAGUUGCAGCACUGGCUUGACUUGGUCUUGACAUUUAGUGACCUUGAAAUAUGCGACCCGACAUUCACAUUUAUCAUCCUUCAAGACCUCUUAGAGACGCAGACCAUUACCUCGUGCUCGCAUAUAUUCUCUUGGAUAGAGUCCCGCGCGCCUCGGCUCACUGCAGGCAUGGUGCCCCAGAAGGGCAAGUCGCUCUACCUGCUGAGGACUCUGAACGACCUGCUUCGGCGCCUGUCGAAGAUGGGGUCCACAACGAUGUUUUGUGGGCGGAUAUUGACGUUCUUGAGUGGCGCGUUUCCGUUGAGUGAGCGGAGUGGCGUUAACCUGAGGGGAGAGUAUGGGCCGACGUGGGAGGGUGUGAAGGAUAUGUCGAAGCGUGAGGAGAAGGAGAAGGAGGGUAACGGGGAGACGAAGGAUGAGAAAACGGAUGAAGACGACAAAAUGCAAGUUGAUGAUGACAAGCCUGCAUCGACGACGCAGGCAGACGACUUCUAUCAAACAUUCUGGUCUUUGCAACUUCCUUUCUCCAAACCACCGCUAUUCUCCGACCCCUCGACUUUUCCCGCAUUCAAGGAUUCUGUGGACAAGGUCCUGCCUGUCCUCAAGGAGGCUACUGCGAAGGAACGCGUAAUGAUGGGCAGCAGAACGGCUUCCGGUGGUGCAGGCUCGCUUAAACGAAAGCGGGAGCCACAGGAUAUUGGAGAAGAAACAGUUACAGACUACUUUUUCGCCAAAUUCUUGACGAGUCCCGAUCUCCUUGAUCUUGAGCUAAAAGAUACACACUUCCGACGUCAAUUCCUCUUCCAGCUUCUCAUACUCCUCAGCCAUCUGCUUACAUUCGUCAAAUCUACCAAAGAAAAGUGGGCGACGGUGCGCAAUCGGUCGCUACACAUGGAUUUUACACUUGAAGCUGCCGACAUCCAAUGGGUCCAGGAAACCUUUAACAAGACAAUGGAGGAACUUCGGCAGACUACCCCCAAUGGUCGUGCGUUUGCAGACACCGUUAGUGUCAUACUUGAUCGCGAGAAGAACUGGAUCAAAUGGAAAAAUGAGCUGUGUGCUCCAUUCGACAAGGCGCCGUGGUCCACAGAGGUCAAUGGAGCGACGGCUGGGUUUGAAGAGGCCACGAAGCUAUUAUGGCAAAAGAUGAGAGAACCGCCUGAAGAUUGGAAGUGGAAAUAUGGUAGCGAGUACUUGACGGAUGUCUGGGAGAUGGGGUACAGAGACCUGGACGACUUGGCUUUCCCUUUCAAACCGGGAGAGGUUAAAGAUUUUGUUAAACGACUGAAAUUCGAAGAUGUGCAGAUUGAGAGACGUAAGAGACAACUUGCCCAACAGGCUGAACGGGCCGCUGCACUUGCUGCAAGUCAGCCAACACCGGCUCCAGUGCCACCCAAAACGCCCGAGACAGCACCUGUCUCUGGUACCGAAUCGACCCUGCGUCCAGCACCAGUUGCUACUCCCACAAACUCGUCACUUCAUCCGUCUCUCCCCGCAAAACCCGUGGCUACUCCAACACCGAAACCUGCUCAAGAUCCGCAACCAGCACCGGUAUCAAUUCCUGAGCCCUCGCCCGUUCCACCCCCUACUGUAUACACUAGACCCAGUCCACCAACUGAUCCCAAGAUCAUCAAAUAUGAAGAAAACAAGCAGAGAAUCGCAUGGCUCGCGCUCCGGGCGGCCCGCGAACAGCAUUUGAAUCUGUUCGGAAAGAUUGGAACCGGAGACAUCGAGCUUUUGGUUGAAGAGAUUGAAGCCGCUAAACAAAAAGAGACAGUUCAGCUCCUCAGGGAUGUCCCGCCGGAAGAUACCGGGUCGGCAAGUCCACUGAACGUGCUCGUUACGGGAGGAGCAGGUUACAUCGGAUCACAUGUUGUCUACUGCCUACAGAAGACUCGGCGAUACAAAGUUAUUUCUAUAGAUAAUGGCCACAAUUCACUGCCCGAGGCUCUCGUUCGAGUUGGACAGCUAUCUAGAGAAGAGUUACCUCCAGAUGCCUCCGAACAGGAUAUCCAGUCCACUGAAAUCGAUAUACACAACGUCGAUCUGACGAAGGCGGAGGAGGUUCGAGCAGUGUUUGAGAAAUAUGGCAAAGGUGGAAUCUGGGGAGUGAUACAUAUAGCGGCAUAUAAAGCCGUCGGAGAAUCCACUGAAAUUCCUCUCACCUAUUAUCAAAAUAAUGUUUCCGCGACCAUCUCACUUCUUCAAAUCAUGUCAGAAUUCGAAUGCUACCGGCUGGUCUACUCAUCAUCUGCUACGGUGUAUGGCACUCCUCCCAUCGUACCUAUCCCAGAAACCACUCGGUUACAAGCACAUAGUCCUUAUGGAAAGACAAAAGUAAUGGCCGAGACAAUAAUUGACGACCUAUGUCACGCUGAACCCGAGAAAUGGCAGGCCCUUUCUCUUCGCUACUUCAACCCCGCUGGCGCACACCCCUCAGGUCGGAUCGGCGAAGAUCCCAAAGGCCGACCUGGAAACCUACUACCACUUCUUGCCCAUAUGGCCGUAGGGCGCGUCAAGGAAUCUGUCCUAAAGGUCUUUGGAAAUGAUUAUCCCACUCGCGAUGGAACAUGCGUUCGGGAUUAUCUCCACGUCUUAGAUCUCGCUUCCGGUCACCUCUUAGCCCUUGACACCCUCAACGGCAAUAGUCAGGUUUUCCAUGACCGACCCAACGGCCGUUUUAAAGCAUACAACCUUGGCAAAGGCAGAGGGAUGAGUGUACUGGAGAUCGUUGAAGCUAUGAGAGCUGCCACCGGGUUCAACUACCAAACCGAGAUCAUAGGAAGACGACGCGGUGACGUUCCGGACCUUACUGCUGAUCCAAGCCUUGCCGAAAAGGAACUAGGCUUCAAAGCUCCUCAGGACCUUGAGACUAUGUGCCGGGACCUGUGGAAUUGGCAGAGCAAGAACCCGCAAGGGUACGGAGAACAGUAG
Molecule: messenger RNA, 3168 nt
Organism: Desarmillaria tabescens
Lineage: Eukaryota; Fungi; Basidiomycota; Agaricomycetes; Agaricales; Physalacriaceae
Product: THO complex subunit 1 transcription elongation factor-domain-containing protein
Exons: 14
Coding region: 1-3168 (1055 amino acids)
Biological process (GO): beta-D-galactose catabolic process via UDP-galactose, Leloir pathway
Cellular component (GO): cytosol
Molecular function (GO): UDP-glucose 4-epimerase activity
Source: RefSeq, a predicted model, not a curated record